GGUGUGUGUGUGUCGUCUGUCGCUGACGAUCGCGGCGCGCUCUCACUGUUUCUGCUUUUCUGUCGGCUUCAGGUUAUAAUUAUAAACUAAAUAACUUUAAACAUUAUUUACAAAUUUUGUGUAUUUAACUAUAAGCGAGGAAAAAGUAAACUUUCUUACAAAGUUUCGAAAGAAACACUUUAAUAUGGUUCUAACAAAGGAAUAUCGAAUUUGUAUGCCCCUCACUGUCGAAGAGUAUCGAAUUGGCCAGCUUUACAUGAUUGCUCGACACAGUCAUGAACAAUCUGACCACGACGAAGGCGUAGAAGUCGUGGAGAAUUGCGAGUGUGAGGAUCCCACACAUGGAAAGGGUCGAUACACAGAAAAAAGAAUCCAUCUCUCGAGCAAACUGCCGUACUGGAUACAGUCAAUAAUCCCAAGGAUAUUUUACGUUACCGAAAAGGCGUGGAAUUAUUAUCCAUUCACAAUAACGGAGUAUACUUGUUCAUUCAUUCCCAAGUUUCAAAUUUACAUUAAAACACGGUAUGAGGAUAACAAUGGUUCCACUGAGAAUUGUUUAGGUUUAUCACCCGUAGAACUUGUGCAUCGAGAACUCGAUUUUAUAGAUAUUGCAUAUGACGAAAUAACUGCCAAGCAUUAUAAAGAGGAGGAGGAUCCAAAGUUCUUCCAAUCGAAACUAACUGGUCGAGGUCCGUUGAUAGAAGGGUGGAAAGACACAACACAACCAAUUAUGUGCUCCUACAAAGUGGUGAAUGCUUCCUUCGAAGUUUGGGGAAUGCAGACUCGAGUUGAAGACUUUGUCCAACGAUGUAUUCGAGACAUUCUGCUGCUCGGCCAUCGUCAGGCGUUCGCUUGGAUCGACGAGUGGCACGACAUGACUCUGCAGGACGUGAGAAAGUACGAGGAGAAGAUGCAGGCUGAAACGAAUGAGAAAGUGCAGGCCAAAAUUCAAGGAUUAGAGGUAAAGACUGAAGAAUCGAUUCCCCCUUCGCCCACCAGCUCCAUUCCAUCUUCUCCGACGUGCAAGAGUCCGACCCAAGCGAGUGCUCGGUCCUGGUUCUCCUGGUCGUAGCCUUCCGCCGGUGAAUCCUGAAUCCCCACUCGUCUAGAUUAAAACAAAAGGAUGGUAUUCACUCCCCAAUGAAUGUGUAAAUAGCCUCAGAGCCACCCUUACUAUUACUCCGAAGAACUGAUUGAAAAUGCGAAAAAUGUAUAGCGCACUUAUCUUUCAAAGAUAACAAUGCACCGAUGCAGCAAUUGCGCCAUUCCUCGUAAAGCAGAGACUCAUCAUUUACACAAAGAAGCACGCGUCAGUUUUUCAAUCUUCGAAGCUUCUUUCUGGUACUUAAGCGGAAGCUGUCUGUGAUACGAGCUGGAUUUUACUUUUCAAAUUUUUUGAAGGUCUUGUUUUCAGGUGACAAAUAUAAUUCUUACAAUAACUCACAAAACUAAAAUUACAGUACAGCUAAUUGUACUUGACAAUUUAAUGAAUAUCAUGCAAUUUUUUUAAGGCGGCUAUGACUUGAAAAUCGUUAUUUAGAAAAAAUUACACUCGCUUUGAAAUGUACUACAUAUUUUUGAAUAUUAUAUUGUUGAAAGGAGCAUUGUAUGUUUCAAUUAAUUUUUACUUUUUACUUACCGAGACAAAUAAGAAACAAAAGGUUCAACUUUUUUUGGCGACUUGAAAUUAAGUGGAAAUGAAAUAUUCUUCUAUCGCAAGCAAAUAAAAUAAUGGCUUAAGGAAUAGAGUGAAACUAUUGUCAACUAUAUUGUAAAUGUUACACAACGCAAUCGUACAAGUAAUACAUAUUUUACACGCUUGUGUGCUUACUGUUAUAUUUAUUUUCAUAGUAAAUUGUAUUAAAGUCGACCACUUUCUUUUGAGUUUACAGUACCUACCUAUUGUACCAAACAAUGGCGUCCGAUCCCUAAAAUUCUUCUUUUGUCUCCCUUGAGGUAGACAUAUUUUCUGUCAAUCACCUUGUAUUCUCUGUAAAAAUAAAUCCAAGAUAAAAAUAAAAAGGAAAUUAAUUAUA
Messenger RNA from Leptopilina heterotoma, 2036 nucleotides. It is a transcript of the gene rdgBbeta, whose product is annotated as cytoplasmic phosphatidylinositol transfer protein 1. Gene Ontology annotation, cellular component: cytoplasm. The transcript is spliced from 8 exons. Gene Ontology annotation, biological process: phospholipid transport. The record is from RefSeq and is a predicted model, not a curated record. Gene Ontology annotation, molecular function: phosphatidylinositol binding; phosphatidylinositol transfer activity. Lineage: Eukaryota; Metazoa; Arthropoda; Insecta; Hymenoptera; Figitidae. Bases 185 to 1072 code for a protein of 295 amino acids.